Messenger RNA from Acanthochromis polyacanthus (spiny chromis), 2006 nucleotides. RefSeq lists its product as uncharacterized. The transcript is spliced from 3 exons. NCBI's taxonomy places the organism in Eukaryota, Metazoa, Chordata, Actinopteri, Pomacentridae. The coding region runs from base 333 to 1562 and encodes 409 amino acids. The record is from RefSeq and is a predicted model, not a curated record.
CUGACUUAUUUAAUAUAAAGUAGUCAACAGGUUUACUACAAUAGCUUUAUAAACAACUUUUAAUUUCAAAUUUAUUCAGUUGUAUAUAUAAUAUUUAGAAGAAUCUUUCUCUAAAAAUGCCACGUGGUGUUUGGUUUUAGUUGAUUUUAGGCCUGAAAACAGCAAACGUCAACUAUGAUACAAAAAGUCCCACAAUUAUGUAUUGACUUAGUAAGUAAUAAGUCCACUGGUGUUUCGGUGAACUGUUGAUAACGUCUGUCUGCCUGGGGUAAAUAAACCCACAGAGGGGUACAAACACAGAUAACGCUCUGCUUCGACAGACAGAUCCAGCCAUGAUCCUGACGGGUCGCAGCUUGUGUCUUCCUUCUCCAGCCACCGUCCAGGAGCUUUUCUCCGCUGCUCGAGAUGCCAGCAUCAUCCCUGACAUCUCCUUGGAUCCCGUCCUCACCACCUUCCUGUCGCUGGACUCCUCUGCAGCGCUGCAGCAUCAGUAUGACUUCUUGCAGCGGAGCAUGAGCCGGGAGCAGCAGGCGGCGUUCGGCCUCAACCUGACUGCAGAGCUGGGCGGCAGCAGGGUCACAUAUGGAGGAGUCGGGGUCGUUGCUCUGGCUCUGUCUCUGCUUUUUGACCAGGUUGCCCGACAAAUCCGAGCGCAAGACUCGGCAGACGGGCCUGUAUCAGCUCACAGAUCCCAGCCUGCUAUGAUUUUUGGCAUCAGGACUUCUUCCAGGAUCGGCUGGAUUAUCCACAGCUACCUCGGCCUCGUCCCUGGAAUCGCCAACAGCCAGGAGAAGAUGGGUGAGACGACGGAGCUCUACGACAGCUGGCUGAAGCUGGAGCUGCUCGACCAUUACGAGAGGAUGACCACCAAGAAGAGGAUGAGUUCGGUGUCCAUGCAGCAGUGGCUGGCCGGAGCUGCGUUUCAUCUGCACCUGAGGAUCCACCAGGUUCGUCUUAACUCUGUACCGUCAGGAUCAGCUGAGUCGCUGCGUUUGUCCUACAAGUCAGGGUUGGGUCUCCUGAUUCAGGGCUACACAGCUUAUCUACGCAGAAACAUCCAGGAGACCGAAGCUCCAGGACCAAAAAAACCCAGAACCGGAGCAGCCGACAAGCCGAGACAAACAUCUAGCGUGACAAACGUCACCUGCUCUGGUAUCUCUGCUGAUAAGUUUAAUGACUCCGCCUCACCCAACUCAACCGCAGGAUUCAGUGGAAGCUGUAAAACAAACAGAUCCAAUGAGGACUUUGGUCUCAGUGUGGUGAAAGGAAGCAAUGACACCAGUGAAGAUGGGAUCAGCAGAAACACACUGAACACAUCUAGUGGAUAUAAAGGGGAGGAGGAGGCCAGCGAGCUUGGUCUGUUGGUCAUCGAGCCUUUGAGGAACGUGAGUCACAACGUCCAGCAUCAUCCAUGUCAGUCUCCAGCCAUCCAGCAAGCUUUAGUGACUCGUAUUAUAAACGCUCUGGACCUGGAGCGGAACCGAGACUUUUUUCUUUACUCUAAUAGAGUCUUUUACAGCCUGCUCAGACAGAAGAAUGACUUUGAGCUGAAGAGCAAUUAGACAAAUGUGCAAUCCAAAUCAUGAACAAAACACAGUGUUACCUUCAGAUAGCUACCAAUUCAUUACGUAUUUUAUUAUUCUCUGUCGGUCAGCAGGAAAAUGGGUUCUAUUCCCCUUUAAAUGACCACAGAUAUUCUCUAAGGUUUCUAUAAGGUUACCACCAUUUUCAUAUUUGUGCACUAAAUUUGAAGCUGCAUCCACAAGCUAUUUAGCUUAGCUUAGCUUAGACUUGAAACAAAAGGAAACACCUGUCUGGCUCUAUUCAAAUGUAGCAAAAUUUGCGGAAUAUUUACUCAUUUACACUUUACAUUUUGUCCGGGGACAGAAGGUAUGCUAUCAGGCAAUAAAUACACCACAUAAAACAACAUAAUACCUAAAACUGUGUGAGAUCAUGAAUAAAAUGAGAAACUACAGUAAAUAAAAAGCAAUAAUUGGUGUUGACAA